Solanum verrucosum is the source of this 1097-nucleotide messenger RNA. RefSeq names its product protein PHOSPHATE-INDUCED 1-like. The coding region runs from base 39 to 1007 and encodes 322 amino acids. The record is from RefSeq and is a predicted model, not a curated record. NCBI's taxonomy places the organism in Eukaryota, Viridiplantae, Streptophyta, Magnoliopsida, Solanales, Solanaceae. The transcript has a single exon.
AUUCUCAACUAUUUUUCCUUCAUAAUUACCUAAAUAAAAUGGCUUCUCUCAUCAAUACAACUCUUUCUUUUUUACUUCAACUUUCAAUUGUUCUUUCUUUCUUUCAUUUCUGUGUAGCAACCAGGAAACUUGAAGAACAAACUGAUCUGUAUAAGUUCCAUUACCAUAAUGGCCCUCUUCUUACUGGUAAAAUCUCAAUUAACCUUAUUUGGUAUGGCAAGUUCAAGCCCAAUCAACGUGCAAUUAUCUCAGAUUUCAUCACCUCUUUAUCCUCUUCUUCAACAAAAAUCUCUCCCAACCAACCAUCUGUAGCCACGUGGUGGAAAUCGACUGAUAAAUAUUUCAGUUUACUAAAAUCCAAAAAAUCAUCUCCUUUAUUUCUAUCACUUGGUAAUCAAAUAUUCGACGAGAGUUAUUCUCUUGGAAAAUCACUUAAAGAUGAACAUAUUAAACAAUUAGCAGCUAAAGGCGAUCAAAAAAAUGCAAUUAACAUUGUGUUAACGGCGUCUGACGUAGCCGUUGAUCGGUUCUGUACCAGCCGAUGUGGGACACAUGGAUCUUCUUUGAGUCCCAACAAUACCCCUCCCAAGGGGAAGAUUUACAAAUUUGCCUAUAUUUGGGUUGGUAAUUCGGAGACGCAAUGUCCAGAUCAAUGCGCAUGGCCGUUUCACCAACCCAUCUACGGACCACAGGGUCCAGCCCUGGUCGCACCCAACAAUGAUGUGGGCUCGGAUGGGAUGGUGAUAAACUUGGCUAGCUUAUUGGCUGGGACCGUGACGAACCCUUUUGGAAAUGGUUACUAUCAAGGAUUAGCUGACGCGCCACUAGAGGCAGCGUCAGCUUGUCCUGGAGUUUAUGGGAGUGGGGCCUACCCGGGAUACGCUGGCAAUUUGUUGGUGGAUCCUACUACUGGUGCUAGCUACAAUGCGCAUGGUGCUAAUGGGAGGAAGUUCUUGCUACCGGCGUUAUUUAACCCUUCCACAUCCUCAUGUUCUACUUUGGUUUGAAGAAAUUAUGUUUUUAAUUAAUUAGUGGGUUAGUUAUAAAGAGAGUUGUACUAAGGGAAAUUUAGUUAAUAGGAAAUUCUUUGAUUCUAU